GGGCUGCUCAGGCCCCUAGCCGGGCGCUCCCUCGCCACCGGCCCCGCUCCGGGCCUCUAGGGAACUGAGACGGUCUCUUCUUCGCCUGGACGGCGCCGGGGAGCGGAGGAUCUGCGCACCGGGUCUCCAGGAUGUGCCCGUCUGAGAUGGGGACGCUGUGGCACCACUGGUCGCCUGUGCUCAUCAGCCUGGCCGCCCUGUUCUCCAAAGUGACGGAAGGUCGAGGGAUCCUUGAGAGCAUCCAGAGGUUUUCCUUGCUGCCCACCUACCUCCCCGUGACCUACCACAUCAACAACGCGGACGUCUCCUUCUUCCUGAAGGAGGCCAACCAGGAUAUCAUGAGGAACUCCAGCCUGCAGUCCCGGGUGGAGUCAUUUCUGAUCUACAAAUCCAAGAGGCUGCCUGUGCUCAAUGCCAGCUACGGGCCUUUCUCCAUCGAGCAAGUGGUGCCCCAGGAUUUAAUGCUACCUUCCAACCCGUUUGGAUUCACCAACAAAUUUUCUCUUAACUGGAAACUGAAAGCCCACAUCCUGCGGGACAGAGUCUACCUGAGCCGGCCCAGAGUGCAGGUUCUGUUCCACAUCGUGGGCAGAGACUGGGACGACCGCAGCGCCGGGGAGAAGCUGCCGUGCCUGAGGCUCUUUGCUUUCCGAGAGACCAGAGAGGUGCGGGGCAGCUGCCGGCUGAAGGGGGACCUGGGGCUGUGUGUGGCCGAGCUGGAGCUCCUGUCCAGCUGGUUCAGCCCCCCCACGGUGGUUGCCGGCAGGAAGAAGGCCGUGGACCAGCCGGAGGGGACCCCCGUGGAGCUCUACUACACCGUGCACCCAGGGGCUGAGCGAGGGGACUGUGUCAGGGAGGAUGCGAGGAAAAGCAAUGGGAUCCGGACAGGCCACAGUGACAUGGAUGAGUCCGGGCCCCCCUUGCAGAGGAUCGGGAGCAUCUUCCUUUACCAGACGCACAGGAAGCCUUCCCUGAGAGAACUGCGCCUGGACAGCAGCGUGGCCAUCCACUACAUACCAAAGACCGUGAGGAAAGGAGACGUGCUGACUUUCCCCGUUUCCAUCUCCAGAAAUUCCACUGAAGAUCGCUUCACGCUGAGGGCAAAGGUGAAGAAAGGCGUGAACAUCAUCGGCGUGCGAGCCAGCAGCCCUUCCAUUUGGGAUGUCAGGGAGCGCACGGAUUAUACUGGAAAGUAUGCACCAGCUGUCAUCGUUUGUCAGAAGAAAUCGGCUGGCUCGGAAAACAGUGCGGAUGGUGCCUCCUACGAGGUCAUGCAGAUUGACGUGGAGGUGGAAGAGCCCAGUGACCUGCCAGCCACACAGCUGGUCACGUGGCAGGUCGAGUACCCCGGAGAGAUCACGUCUGACUUGGGAGUGUCGAAGAUCUAUGUGAGCCCAAAGGACUUGAUUGGAGUUGUGCCACUGGCUAUGGAGGCAGAAAUUCUGAACACAGCCAUCCUCACGGGGAAGACGGUGGCCGUCCCGGUGAAAGUGGUCUCCGUGGAGGAUGACGGCACAGUGACAGAGCUGCUGGAGUCUGUGGAGUGUAGAUCGUCUGAUGAAGACGUGAUUAAGGUUUCUGACAGAUGUGACUACGUCUUUGUCAAUGGGAAGGAAAUGAAAGGCAAGGUGAACGUGAUGGUGAACUUCACCUACCAGCACCUGAGCAGCCCCCUAGAGAUGACGGUGUGGGUGCCCCGACUUCCGCUGCAGAUAGAGGUCUCAGACACCGAGCUCAAUCAGAUCAAGGGCUGGCGAGUGCCCAUCGUCUCCAGCAGGAGGCCUGCUGGGGACAGUGAGGAAGAGGAAGACGAUGAGCGGAGGGGCCGCGGCUGCACCCUGCAGUACCAGCAUGCCAUGGUGCGGGUCCUGACGCAGUUUGUGGCUGAGGCGGCUGGCCCUGGGGGACACCUGGCCCACCUGCUGGGCUCAGACUGGCAAGUGGACAUCACAGAGCUGAUCAAUGACUUCAUGCAGGUGGAGGAACCCAGGAUCGCCAAGCUGCAAGGUGGACAGAUCCUGAUGGGACAGGAACUUGGGAUGACCACCAUUCAGAUCCUGUCUCCUCUGUCAGACACCAUCCUCGCUGAAAAGACCAUCACCGUGCUGGACGAGAAGGUGACCAUCACAGACCUCGGGGUGCAGCUGGUGACGGGGCUGUCGCUCUCCUUGCAGCUCAGCCCAGGAAGCAACAGAGCCAUCUUUGCCACUGCAGUGGCUCAGGAACUUCUGCAGAGGCCAAAACAGGAAGCAGCCAUCAGUUGCUGGGUCCAGUUCAGUGAUGGCUCAGUCACACCCUUGGAUAUUUAUGAUGGGAAAGACUUCUCCUUGAUGGCCACAUCUUUGGAUGAGAAGGUGGUCUCCAUCCACCAAGACCCCAAAUUCAAGUGGCCCAUCAUUGCUGCAGAAACUGAAGGACAAGGCGCUCUGGUCAAGGUGGAAAUGGUUAUUAGUGAAUCCUGCCAGAAAUCCAAGCGGAAGAGUGUGUUAGCUGUUGGAACAGCAAACAUCAAAGUUAAAUUUGGCCAAAAUGAUGCUAACCCCAACACCAGUGACAGCAGACACACAGGGGCAGGGGUUCACCUGGAAAACAAUGUCAGUGACAGAAGGCCCAAAAAACCAUUGCAGGAAUGGGGGAGUCAGGAAGGACAGUACUAUGGCAGUUCUUCCAUGGGACUCAUGGAGGGACGGGGCACCACGACAGACAGGUCCAUCCUGCAGAAGAAGAAAGGCCAGGAAAGCCUUUUCGAUAACGACAGCCACUUGCAGACUGUCCCCAGUGACCUCACCAGCUUCCCAGCCCAGGUGGACCUCCCCAGAAGCAAUGCGGAAAUGGAUGGGAAUGACCUUAUGCAGGCAUCCAAAGGGCUGAGCGACUUAGAAAUUGGGAUGUAUGCUUUGUUGGGUGUCUUCUGUUUGGCCAUUUUGGUCUUCUUGAUAAAUUGUGUGACCUUUGCUUUAAAAUACAGACACAAACAGGUUCCCUUCGAGGAGCAGGAAGGGAUGAGUCACUCUCAUGACUGGGUUGGGUUAAGCAACCGGACAGAGCUGUUGGAGAAUCACAUCAACUUUGCCUCCUCGCAAGAUGAGCAAAUCACUGCCAUUGACAGGGGCAUGGAUUUCGAGGAAAGUAAAUAUCUCCUCAGCACAAACUCCCAAAAAAGCAUCAAUGGGCAGCUGUUCAAACCUUUAGGACCCAUCAUCAUCGAUGGGAAAGACCAGAAAAGUGAUCCCCCAACAUCCCCUACCUCAAAAAGGAAAAGGGUGAAAUUUACCACCUUCACCGCCGUCUCCUCCGACGACGAGUACCCCACCAGGAACUCCAUCGUGAUGAGUAGCGAGGAUGACAUUAAGUGGGUCUGCCAGGAUCUGGACCCUGGGGACUGCAAAGAGCUGCACAACUACAUGGAGAGAUUACAUGAAAAUGUGUAAGCCAGACACACGCAGACAUUGGUUCUCACUCACCUUUCAGCCUUUAAUUCCAGGAUGUGUAGCAACGGUGCCCCCGGAAGAGAAACAAAGCAACAGGACAAAAUAAGGAUGACACUGUCCAUGGAGCCUCAGCCAAUGACCCCGGUUCAGCAGCGAGGCCUGGAGUCCGCAUCGACACACACAUUCCAGAGUACAGUGUCUUGCUUAAGAGGUUUAUCAUGCAUGGCAAGAUUUUUCAGACUUGAAACAAAAACGAGUUUGGAAUCACUGAGCAUCUGAGUUUCCAGGAAAGAAUAGCCUCUCUCUCUCUCUCUCUCGAAUCAAAGCAAUUUGGAUAUUGUAAAAUCCACAUGGCUCCAAUAUUCGAUAUUGCAGACUACGGGAGAAAAGCGCAACUCAGGUGGAGCAUCCAUGGAUCAAUGGGAGGAAGCUGUCCUCGAAACCGGAGCAGCACAUCUCGCUGUGAGCGAGAUCACGGGCGGUCCAGUGCCGCCGUCUGCUGGGGGAGGCAUGACUGGGAGUCAUUGUCUCUCAAAGGCUGGGCCAGAGCUGGCUCAGAUCAUGGGCAGGCCAAGGCAGUGGCUGACAAGGACUGAAAGGGAACAUGUGGGCUAACAGGCCACAAAUACCUUUGUAACUACAUGCCAAGGACAAAUACACGGACACAAAUCCUCUGAGCCCUUCAGGGCACUUCUUUAUUUGUAAACUAAGGAUACUGGGCAUAGAAUUUGAAUCAGGUUCAAAGAACCAGGCUCUUUUGAUUCCUAUCAA
Molecule: messenger RNA, 4202 nt
Organism: Mandrillus leucophaeus (drill)
Lineage: Eukaryota; Metazoa; Chordata; Mammalia; Primates; Cercopithecidae
Gene: TMEM132D
Product: transmembrane protein 132D
Exons: 9
Coding region: 132-3431 (1099 amino acids)
Source: RefSeq, a predicted model, not a curated record